AUGCUAUUUGCUGUACAAGACCAUUUGGAUGUAGUGAAUGCUAUUUUCGAUGUUGAUGUCAGUUCAAUGACGAUAGUAAGGAAAAACGGCAAAACUGCGUUGCACAAUGCUGCUAGAUACGACAUUCAUCGCAUUGUAAAAGCACUUAUUGAAAGGGAUUCAGCAAUUGUUUGCAUCAAAGAUAGAAAGGGUCAAACAGCACUGCAUAUGGCUGUAAAAGGCCAAAGUACUUCAGUAGUUGAGGAGUUUUUACAAGCCGACCCGAUGGUAUUGAAUGAACGAGAUAAGAAGGGUAACACAGCUCUUCACAUGGCCAUUCGGAAAGCUCGCUCGGAGAUAGUGAGCUUUCUGUUGAGCUAUGCAUCGAUGAAUGUCAAUGCCAUCAAUAAUCAACAAGAAACAGCGAAUGAAACCAUGGAACUUAAAAGAGCUGUGAGCGAUAUAAAGCACGAAGUGCAGUCACAACUAAUACAGAACGAAAAAACUUGCAAACGUUUGCCAGGUCAAUACAGAAAGCUACAAUCGGAGGCAGGGAAAGCGAUGAAUUUAGUCGAGUAA
This is a messenger RNA of Trifolium pratense (red clover), 558 nucleotides long. Its product is annotated as ankyrin repeat-containing protein At2g01680-like. Gene Ontology annotation, molecular function: protein phosphatase 1 binding; protein phosphatase regulator activity. Gene Ontology annotation, cellular component: plasma membrane. The transcript has 2 exons. The coding region runs from base 1 to 558 and encodes 185 amino acids. NCBI's taxonomy places the organism in Eukaryota, Viridiplantae, Streptophyta, Magnoliopsida, Fabales, Fabaceae. The record is from RefSeq and is a predicted model, not a curated record.